This is a messenger RNA of Momordica charantia (bitter melon), 2074 nucleotides long. RefSeq names its product TCP-1/cpn60 chaperonin family protein. Gene Ontology annotation, molecular function: ATP hydrolysis activity; ATP-dependent protein folding chaperone; ATP binding. Gene Ontology annotation, biological process: protein folding. The record is from RefSeq and is a predicted model, not a curated record. Lineage: Eukaryota; Viridiplantae; Streptophyta; Magnoliopsida; Cucurbitales; Cucurbitaceae.
CCGAAAGCAGGGAAACUCUAAAACCCCUCCCACYACUCUCCCUCCACUAGUUCCAUUUCCAGGAGCUUCUGCGAUUUCUCUCUUCUUUUUUGCUGCUUCACGGUCGGAGAUCCAUUUCAAAGGUACACGAUCUGGAACUCCUUCACCGUAGGUUGAAGCUGAUCUCGGCGUUGUCAUGGCGCUCGCUUUCGAUGAGUUUGGGAGGCCUUUUAUAAUCUUGAAGGAGCAGGAGCAGAAGACCAGGUUGAGGGGUCUCGAUGCUCAGAAGGCGAGCAUUGCUUCCGGCAGAGCUGUCGCUCGUAUCCUCAGGACCUCGCUUGGUCCUAAGGGCAUGGACAAGAUGCUCCAGAGCCCCGAUGGUGACGUUACAAUAACAAAUGAUGGUGCAACAAUCUUGGAGCARAUGGAUGUUGACAAUCAAAUUGCAAAAUUGAUGGUUGAGUUAUCUCGAAGUCAGGAUUAUGAAAUUGGUGAUGGCACCACUGGGGUGGUUGUAAUGGCUGGUGCACUCUUAGAACAGGCUGAGCGAUUAUUAGAACGUGGAAUUCAUCCUAUUCGAAUUGCAGAGGGUUAUGAACUGGCCUCCCGGAUAGCUGUUGAUCACCUAGAGCAUAUUGCUCAGAAGUUUGAUUUUGGUGACAGAAACUUUGAGCCUUUGGUUCAAACUUGCAUGACCACUUUAUCAUCAAAGAUUGUGAAUCGUUGUAAGCGCAAUCUAGCGGAAAUUGCUGUUAAAGCAGUUGUUGCUGUGGCAGAUCUUGAUAGAAGGGAUGUUAACUUAGACUUGAUUAAAGUGGAAGGAAAAGUAGGGGGGAAGUUAGAAGAUACUGAACUUGUAUAUGGUAUUAUUGUUGACAAGGACAUGAGUCACCCUCAGAUGCCGAAGCAGAUUGAAGAUGCUAAGAUUGCCAUCUUGACUUGCCCGUUUGAGCCACCUAAACCCAAGACAAAGCAUAAGGUCGAUAUUGAUACAGUGGAGAAGUUCCAAACGUUGAGACUGCAGGAACAAAAGUACUUUGAUGACAUGGUUCAAAAAUGCAAGGACGUUGGCGCUACAUUGGUUAUUUGUCAAUGGGGGUUUGAUGAUGAAGCAAAUCAUCUGCUGAUGCACCGAAAUCUGCCAGCUGUGAGAUGGGUUGGUGGUGUGGAGCUAGAGUUGAUAGCGAUAGCCACAGGUGGAAGAAUAGUCCCUAGGUUCCAAGAGUUGACAUCAGAGAAACUUGGGAAGGCUGGCUUGGUUCGAGAAAAAGCAUUUGGUACAACCAAAGAUCGGAUGCUAUACAUUGAACAUUGUGCAAACUCAAGGGCUGUGACCAUUUUUAUUCGUGGAGGUAACAAAAUGAUGAUAGAGGAGACGAAACGUAGUAUCCACGAUGCUUUAUGUGUGGCUAGGAAUCUCAUCCGCAAUAAUUCUAUAGUAUAUGGCGGUGGCUCAGCUGAGAUUUCUUGUUCAGUUGCUGUUGAGGCAGCUGCUGAUAAAUACCCUGGAGUUGAGCAGUAUGCUAUCAGGGCAUUUGCCGAUGCUUUGGAUUCUAUUCCAAUGGCUCUUGCGGAGAACAGUGGCUUGCAACCAAUUGAAACACUUUCUGCCGUAAAGUCUCAGCAAAUUAAGGAGAAUAAUCCCUAUUGUGGAAUAGAUUGUAAUGAUGUCGGCACAAAUGACAUGAGGGAGCAAAAUGUGUUCGAAACUUUGAUUGGUAAGCAGCAGCAGAUUUUAUUGGCAACUCAGGUUGUGAAGCUGAUUCUGAAGAUUGAUGAUGUCAUAUCUCCUUCUGACUAUUGAUCAAAUCGUGUUUUUUUACUGCCUCACUUGAGGGCCAUGGCUAUGGGACAGUGACGUGAUAGACUUUUUUAUUUUUACUGUUAGUAAAAGUAGGGAGGAGGUACCUUAGAAUUUUGCUGGCAUUAUUGAAAUUUUCCGAGUGUAUGGUUUUUGGGAUGAUGGAUUAUCGUUUGUGUGAAUGUAAGGGAUAAGCUCGAUAUAUGCUUUCUUCAUGUCUUUUAAUUUGGUGUAUCUUCAUUUUUCUGGAAUUCUGAUAUAUAUCGUCAAUGGAUGGAGGAAUAUUAUAAAGAA